AAGUGAGAAAUAUGUGUAUAAAAAAAAGAGUUGAUUGGUUAUUUGGUUUAUAAAACCUGUAAAUAGUGGUAUAGCUCAGAAACAAAACAAGCAUGGAGACCUUGAUGCCUUAUUUUGUUGCUGUCCUUGUUCCUCUGUGUCUUUAUCUGUUGUCGUUGAUUUGCAGAAAGGGGUGCGGCCGUCUGCCUCCGGGCUCCGUGGGUUGGCCGAUCCUCGGAGAAAAUGUGGAGUUCGCCCUGUUAGGGCAUCAGAGAUUAGUUAAAGAGCGGAUGCAGAAAUAUUCGGGAGACGCUUUCAAAACAUCGUUGUUCGGAGAGAAACUGGUUGUGUUAUGUGGCGCAGGCGGCAACAAGUUCAUAUUAAUGAACGAGAAGAAGCUCUUUUCGCCCUGGUUUCCUGUGUCACUGAGCAAGGUGAUCUUCCCGGACUUCAACCACGUGAAGCAUCAGGAGCCGGAGGCCACGUUCCACAACUUCCAGCACGACGUCCUCAAGGCGGAGGCCCUGAGGCAGUACGUCCCCGUGAUGGACAAGCUGGCGCGUGAGCAUCUCCGCCACGGCUGGAUGCGUAACUCGGUGGUGAAGGCGGGCCCCGCCACGAAGAAAUACACCUUCGAGCUGGCCUGCAGGUUGUUCAUGGACGUGGUGGAUCCAGAGCGGCUGGACAAGUUGCUGGGGCCCUUCUCUCUCAUGACUGAUGGGCUUGUCUCCCUGCCGGUAAACCUUCCUGGGACGGACUUCAACCGCGCGUUGAAGGGUGGCAGGGUGGUGCGCGCAGAGCUGCUGAGGAUCGUGGAGGAGCGCAGGAAGGAGCUGGAGGUGACGAGCGAGGGACGAGGUGACGUCAUGUCCAAGAUGCUGCUGGCCUCUAUGAGUCAUACCAAGGUUGCUAACAUUCUUGCUGGUUUGCUUGUUGCUGCCCUCUAUGAAGUUUCAUCUGCAAUCGUUAUUGUCACUCACUAUCUUUCCCAGCUUCCUCACAUUUACGACUUGGUUUUCAAAGAGCAAAUGGAGAUUGCAACAUCGAAAGGCGGUGAUGAGUUGCUGACGGAGAGGGAUGUAGAGAAGAUGAAGUACACUUGGAACGUCGUGCUCGAAUCCUUCAGGAUAACGCCUCCUACACUCGGAACAUUUAGAGAAACAAUAACUGAAUUCAGUUUUGCAGGUUUCACCAUUCCUAAAGGAUGGAAGAUAAUGUGGACGCCUCAUUCCUCGCACUAUAAUCCAGACUACUUUCCAGAGCCAGACAAGUUUGAUCCAUCGCGGUUUGAGGGGAGUGGGCCGAAGCCUUACACAUUCGUCCCGUUCGGAGGAGGAGCAAGAAUGUGUCCCGGGAGAGGCUAUGCUAAGCUUGUAAUAUUGGUGUUCAUCCACAACUUGGUGACCACCUUCAGAUUUGAUAAGGUCUUUCCUUCUGAGAAAAUGUUGUUCAAUCAUAAUUCGCCUGCACCGGCUCAUGGACUUCCUAUUCGCCUCCAUCCUCAUCAAAAAUAAAUCUAUACUGCUUGUCAUGUAAAACUACUGAAGAUCUAUUAUUCAAAUAAAAAAUAAAUGAAAAUGAGUCCAUUCAUAUUUCA
Molecule: messenger RNA, 1576 nt
Organism: Salvia splendens (bonfire salvia)
Lineage: Eukaryota; Viridiplantae; Streptophyta; Magnoliopsida; Lamiales; Lamiaceae
Product: beta-amyrin 6-beta-monooxygenase
Exons: 3
Coding region: 93-1493 (466 amino acids)
Biological process (GO): sterol metabolic process
Molecular function (GO): monooxygenase activity; oxidoreductase activity, acting on paired donors, with incorporation or reduction of molecular oxygen; iron ion binding
Source: RefSeq, a predicted model, not a curated record